UCCCGCGCUCCCUCUGCCACCGAGGAACCGCGAGACCCGCCGGGUCUCGCGAGAGUGGACGGCGCCUGCCCCCGAGCCCCCUGGGAAACGUAGUCCCGAGCCCUCCAUAAAAACCACCUGGUCGCGGAGCCCCGCCCGCGCCAAGAUGGCGGCUCCCAGCGGGGUGGAGUCCGUUCGCCGGGCGUGCGGGCCGGGGCGGGGGUCUGGGCUUUAGGCCGAGAAAAAUUCCACAAUGUUUGGGGACCUAUUUGAAGAGGAUUAUUCCAGUGUGUCAAAUAAUCAGUAUGGAAAAGGGAAGAACUUAAAGACUAAAACUUUGGAGCCACCUGCUCCCAGAGAAUUCACCAAUUUAAGUGGAAUCAGAAAUCAGGGCGGAACCUGUUACCUCAAUUCCCUUCUUCAGACUCUUCAUUUUACACCUGAAUUCAGAGAAGCUUUAUUUUCUCUUGGUCCGGAAGAGCUUGGUUCCUUAGAAGAUAAGGAUAAACCUGAUGCAAAGGUUCGAAUCAUACCUUUACAGUUGCAGCGCUUGUUUGCUCAGCUUCUGCUCUUAGACCAGGAAGCUGCAUCCACAACAGACCUCACUGACAGCUUUGGGUGGACCAGCAAUGAGGAAAUGAGGCAACACGAUGUGCAGGAACUGAAUCGAAUUCUCUUCAGUGCUUUGGAAACCUCUUUGGUUGGGACCUCCGGCCAUGACCUCAUCAAUCGUCUGUACCAUGGAACUGUGGUUAACCAGGUUGUGUGUAAAGAAUGUAAGAACGUCAGCGAGAAGCAGGAAGACUUCUUAGAUCUCACAGUAGCAGUCAAAAACGUUUCUGGUUUGGAAGAUGCCCUCUGGAACAUGUACGUGGAGGAGGAAGUGUUUGACUGUGACAACCUGUACCACUGUGGGACUUGUGGCCGGCUGGUUAAGGCCGCCAAGUCAGCCAAAUUGCGCAAGCUGCCGCCCUUUCUUACUAUUUCAUUACUCAGAUUUAAUUUUGAUUUUGUGAAGUGUGAACGCUACAAGGACACUAGCUGUUAUACAUUCCCUCUGCGGAUCAAUCUCAAGCCUUUUUGUGAACAGAGCGAGUUGGAUGACUCAAGGUACAUGUACGACCUCUUCUCUGUCAUCAUCCACAAAGGCGGCUGCUAUGGAGGCCAUUACCAUGUCUAUAUUAAGGAUGUUGACCAUCUGGGGAACUGGCAGUUUCAAGGGGAAAAGAGUCAGCCCGAUGGGAACUUGGAAACUCUCCCAAAUGAAGAGACUGAUGACCCACUGGUGAUCUUAAAAGCAAUCUUAUUACAGGAAAAGAACAGUCUAAUUUCUGUUGAUCAACUGGGACAAAAACUCUUGAAAAAGACAGGAAUAUCCUGGAACAAGAAGUACAGAAAAGAGCAUGGACCACUGCGAAAGUUCUUACAGCUCCAUUCUCAGAUAUUUCUGCUCAGCCCAGAUGAAAGUACAGUUAGCCUCCUGAAGAACGGUUCUCUCCAGGCUGAGUCUAAUUUCCAAAGACAUGAUCAACAGACUUUUCAGACACUGGCUUCAGAACGCCCAGGACUAAAUGGUAGCCCCUCCUGUCCCCACUGGUUUGACAUCAAUGAUUCCAAAGUGCAGCCAAUCGAGGAGAAGGAUAUUACACAGCAGUUUCAGGGGAAAGAAAGUGCCUACAUGCUGUUUUAUCGGAAAUCUCAGUUGCAGAGGCCCCCUGAAGCUCGAGCUAAUCCGAGAUACAGGGUUCCAUGCCACUUGCUGAAGGAAAUGGAUGCGGCCAACACUGAACUGCAACUGAAAAGAACAGAGUGUGAUUCUGCGAGCAAUAAUUUUGAAUUGCAUCUCCACCUGGGCCCUCAUUAUCGUUUCUGCAAUGGGGCCCUGCACCCAGGAAUCUCGCAGGAAGAGAGCGUGUGGGAUUUGACUUUUGAUAAAAGAAAAACUUUAGGAGAUCUCCGGCAGUCAAUAUUUCAGCUGUUGCAGUUUUGGGAAGGAGACAUGGUUCUUAGUGUGGCAAAGAGUGUACCAGCAGGACUUCAUAUUUACCAGACCCUGGAUGGCGAUGAACUGACACUCUGUGAAGCUGACAUUGCUGAUGGGGAAGACAUCUUUGUAUGGAAUGGAGUGGAGGUUGGUGGAGUCCGGAUCCAGACUGGUGCGGACUGCGAGCCUCUGCUGAUCCGUGUUCUUCAUCCGGAGCCCUGCGGGGAAGGAGAGGCGCAUGGGCAGUUGGUGGAGACCCCACACGUCUUCCCAGCGAAUGCGGAAAUAGGAACUGUGAUCACUGCCUUGGCCAUGCCAGUCGGCGUCCUCCUCGUCAACCUUGCCGAGCCUGCCAAGGAAGAGUGCUGGACUGCCAUUCCCCAGGAAGACUUGAAGAAGACAUUCCGAGAGCGUGGGCUUGGAAAUGGAAGCGCAGUCCUACUUCAGCAUUCCCACAGUGCCGAAAGCAGUCUGUUGUCCAGACAAGGGAAAUGGAUUGCUGAUGUGGAGGACCGCAACUGGCUUCAAGUUAAAAAUUUUUGUCAGUCUGAAUCUGAAGAGAACCAAGUGAAAAUAGCCGCAACGGGUAACACAGUGGUGUUUGAUAUUCGAAUUAAAGCCAUACAGGAAUUAAAAUUAAUGAAGGAUUUAGCUGAGAACAGUUGCUUGAGACCUAUUGACAGGAACGGGAAGCUUCUUUGUCCAGUGCCAGACAAGGCCACCUUGAAGGAGGCAGAGGUGAGGAUGGGGAGCCCACUGGCGCUGUGUCUUGGAAAAGCACCGACUCCCUCUCAGCUGUUCCUGUUUUUUGCUCUGGGGUCUGACAUUCAGCCGGGUAUAGAAAUGGAGGUCAUAGUAGAAGAAACGCGCUCUGUGAGAGACUGUUUAAAGAUAAUGCUGAAGAAAUCGGGUCUGUCAGGAGACGCGUGGCACUUGCGGAGAAUGGACUGGUGCUAUGAAGCCGGGGAGCCUCUGUGUGAAGAGGAUGCAACACUGAAAGAACUUAAGAUAUGUUCUGGAGAUACUUUGCUUCUAAUGGAAGGAAAACUCCCUGCUCCGGGAUUCCUGAAGGUGCCCGUCUGGUGGUACCAACCCUGGGGGCCAUCGGGGCCAUCGGGGCACUGCACCACUUCUCAAGGCGGCAGCUGGAGAGAUACUUCCACCCAAGGUGAGGCCACGGGUGGCCCCGCGCCCCCCGCGCCCGCGGACGUGGGCCUCGUGCUGCUGGGCGACGUGGAGACGGCGGAGGACGCCACGCUGGCGGAGCUCAAGUGGCAGGCCAUGGCCUUGCCGUCUGCCGCGGAGCUGGCCCUGCGGUCCCCCGCCUUCCUCAGAGCCUGGACGGUGGAGGGCAGGCGCCCCGGCAGGCUCCUGCGCUCGGACCGACAGCAGCUCCGGGAAUACAAACUGGGACGGAGAGCUGAGAUCUGCCUGGAGGCUCUUCAGAAGGAGGAAAGCUUGGGCCCCCGGGACCUGCUGCUGAGGACGCGGCUGCGCGUGCCCGGGGAGCGCGCCUACGCGCCGGCCGUGGACGUGGUGUGGGACGCGGCGCGGGGCUGCACCGCGGCCUCGCUCCGGCAGACGGUGGCCGACGCGUACGCGCUGCCCGCGGACAAGAUGGAGAUCGCCAAGUACUUCCCCGAGAGGUUCGAGUGGCUCCCCAUAUCCAGCUGGAAUCAGCCAGUCGCCAGAAGGAAGAAGAAGAAGAAGCAGGAGAACUUGCAGGGGGCGCCCUACUACCUGAAGGACGGCGACGUCAUCGGGGUGAAGAAUCUCCUGCUGGACGAGGACGAGGACUUCGGCACGGCCGGGGACGACCUGGGGAAGGAGAGGCAGAGGCAGCAGGCGCUGGGGAGGAAGAAGAGCCGCGAAGCCCUCCGCGCGCACGGCAGCGACCUCUUCCCCGGCGCGGCGACGCCCGCCCAGCCCCGAGGCCCCGAAGCUGCGCUGUCCAUCCGCGUGGGGAGCUUCGGAUAGCCCCGCGGGGGCCGCCGUCCCCAGCGCCACCGGGGGUCCCGAGGCAUCCUUCAGACGUGCGGGGCGCACGA
Messenger RNA from Perognathus longimembris pacificus (Pacific pocket mouse), 4011 nucleotides. RefSeq names its product ubiquitin specific peptidase 40 (gene Usp40). Bases 233 to 3940 code for a protein of 1235 amino acids. Lineage: Eukaryota; Metazoa; Chordata; Mammalia; Rodentia; Heteromyidae. Gene Ontology annotation, biological process: protein deubiquitination. The transcript is spliced from 32 exons. Gene Ontology annotation, cellular component: cytosol; nucleus. The record is from RefSeq and is a predicted model, not a curated record. Gene Ontology annotation, molecular function: cysteine-type deubiquitinase activity; cysteine-type endopeptidase activity.